This is a messenger RNA of Ectocarpus sp. CCAP 1310/34, 554 nucleotides long. NCBI's taxonomy places the organism in Eukaryota, Phaeophyceae, Ectocarpales, Ectocarpaceae. The record is from the annotation of a GenBank genome assembly.
UGCGUCUUGACCGUCUGUGAACUGCGAGUGCGUUCGUCCAUCUCGGCGCUCGGCGAGUCAUGGCGGCUGCAAAGGGUGCUGCUCUACUGGGACCGACAAUCGUUUUUCGGUGCUCCACCCGCAACACGGUGUACGAGGUGCUCAAGGCAAGGCCCGGGUGGGUCGAGACCCAGGACGAUGUCGACUGGGACCUGUGCUGGGCGGACGUCGGCUGGGUCAGAGACAUGUACGACCAAAUACAGAUGGACGACGACCAGCGGCUCAACCACUUCCCCAACCACUACGAGUUGACGCGAAAGGACUUGAUGGUGAAGAACCUCAAGCGAAUGCGAAAGCAGCUGGAGAGGAACGACUGCCAAGCGGAAGCUGCAAGCUACUGGUCGCUUUAUUUUGUUUGCGGUGCUGAUGUUCGUUGUUUGCGCUUUUCGUUAUUGUUGUCGUUGUCGCUGCUUCUUAUCGUCGGUCAUAUACAGUUGGUGUUGGUGUUGGUGUUGGCGUUGCCACUAUUGUCCCUCGUGAUUGGCGAUACUGUCGGGAGGGGGGGGGGGGGGGGG